Molecule: messenger RNA, 1884 nt
Organism: Adineta ricciae
Lineage: Eukaryota; Metazoa; Rotifera; Eurotatoria; Adinetida; Adinetidae
Source: the annotation of a GenBank genome assembly
AUGGUACUACGUCGACGUGGCUUGCUCAAAUACAUUCUCCUAAUACCAGUCUUAUGGUUUAUUGCAAUUCUUGUAUUUUCAUUUCAAGUUCAACCGUCACCAUCCCCUCGCUUCAAAAAAGAUGCAGUCGAUCAGAAAGAACAAGCACCAUCGUUGAUUGAUCGAGUAGCAGCACGAUCCCUGAUCGAUCGUAUACGAAACGCAUUAAAAUUCAAGCAAGAACAUGUUGAUCAUGACCAUCCAGUUGAAGAACGGUUCAAAGCUCGCGAGCAAGCUAGAAAAAUGAAUGCACAGAUACAAGUUGUUGCACCGGAAUUGGAACAUGACCAUAAACAUCUGAACAAGACUGGUCCCGGUGAAAUGGGUAAUGCUGUACGAAUAAAAAAAGAAGACUUAUCGCCAGAGGAGCGGAAAAAGUACGAUGAAGGGUGGAAAAACAACGCUUUCAAUCAAUAUGUUAGCGACAUGAUAUCAUUUCGGCGAAGUUUAGCUGAUGUUCGUGAUCCCGAAUGUAAAAAGGUUGAAUUUCAUCCAAAUCUUCCCGAUACAACUGUAAUUAUUAUUUUUCACAAUGAAGCACGUUCAACUUUAUUGCGAACAAUUUGGUCGGUACUCGAUCGUUCACCGCCGAACUUGUUGAAAGAAGUGAUAGUUGUGGAUGAUUUUUCCGAUAGAGAAUACCUACAUAAAAUGCUGGAAGAUGAUAUCAAACCAAUGAAGAAGGUUAAACUACUUCGAACACAAAAGCGUGAAGGACUUAUUCGAGCACGAUUGAAAGGUGCUUAUGCUGCAACUGGUCAAGCUCUUGUGUUUCUCGAUUCACAUUGUGAAUGUGCUGAAGGCUGGCUCGAGCCAUUAUUGGACCCAAUUGCUCGUAAUCCGAAAGCAUCCGUGGUACCAUUGAUUGAAAUUAUCGAUGAUUCGACAUUUGAAUUUCGAGGAACACCAAUCCAAAACAUUCAAGUCGGUGGGUUUGAUUGGAAUUUGAUCUUUAAUUGGCAUAUGACACCUACACAUGAGAUGGAACGGCGAAAAAACAAAACCGAUCCGAUUAGGAGUCCAACUAUGGCCGGUGGUUUGUUUGCUAUAGAUCGAGCCUGGUUUGAAGAAUUAGGCAUGUAUGAUCCAGGAAUGGACAUUUGGGGUGGUGAAAAUCUUGAACUUUCGUUUAAACUUUGGCAAUGUGGUGGUGAACUUUUGUGCGCUCCUUGCUCGCAUGUCGGUCAUGUAUUUCGAAAACGUUCGCCUUACAGUUGGCCGAAAAAUACCAAUGUUAUCAGAAAGAACAGUGUUCGUCUUGCUGAAGUUUGGCUUGAUGAUUAUAAAAAUUAUUACUAUGAACGAAUCAAUUUUUCUCUAGGAGACUAUGGAAAUGUAUCGGACCGAAAACAACUUCGUGAACGUCUUCAAUGCAAAUCAUUCAAAUGGUACCUCGACAAUAUCUUCCCUGAACAGUUCAUUCCCGGAGAGAGUUUAUACUACGGCGAAGUUCGAAAUCAAGGCAAAGCAACCAUGUGUCUCGAUUCCCAAGAAGUUGAACAAUCGGAUAAAGCAGUUAUUGCUUAUCCAUGUCAUGGUCAGGGUGGUAAUCAGUUCUUUCUUCUAACUAAAAUUGGAGAAAUCCGACGAGAAGAGAAAUGUCUUGAUUAUGUCAGCACUAAACUCAAAGAACCUGGUCAAGUUCGCUCGAUGUUAUGUCAUUCACAAAGAGGUAAUCAAAUGUGGUUUUAUGAGCAUGAAAUGAUUCGACAUGCAACUGGUUAUUGUAUGGAGUUAUCAGCGACACAAGAUCGAGAUGUUUUCAUGGCUCCAUGUAAUCCAUUGAACAAAUAUCAGCGAUGGUCAUGGAAGAAACGUAUAGACAAUUCGACGACUCGUCAAUAA